GUAGAGGAAAGCCUUCAGAUGCCAGACGGAACAAUACACAAAUGACUGACUUCCAUAAGGAUUUAUUGCAUCAAUUUUUUUUGUCCAAGCGACUCCUGUGACAUUCUUUUCUCUUCAUAUUUAUUCGUCAUCCUGUCUGACUGAAUCCGAGCUUUUUCUUUUUUUUUUGUCCUUUGCUGUUUUUUCACUCCACCUCGCCCUUCAGGACGCUGUCGCUUUAUGUCUCUCUCUGACAUCAGACACCUGCUAUGACCUGGUUUACUCCUACAGGCUCAGAGCAUUGUGGGAACGCUUCGGAGGAUGUGGGGAUCUUCUUCUUCCUGGGAUUUCGCCGCUCUCUCUUUCUUCUCUUUUCCCAUUCUUGUCUUUGUUUUCUUUUUAAUUGGCUUUCUUUUUUCAUAAUUCUGCUCUUUCACAGCUCAUCUUUUAGUCUCUCGGUGCCUCAUCUUUCUCCUUUGUGCAUCCUUCUUUCCCCAUCUUUUCUCUCCUUUUUCCCUUCUGCGUCGGACACUCUCAUACCUCAAUCUCACUAUGCUCCAUUUCUCUACGCCCCUCUAUGCCCUACAUUUCAUCUCUAUAUUCACUGAGGCCAGUUUCUGCUUUUCUAAUCUGUCUUUCCAUCUCCUCGAGACAACAUUUUGGAUUUACUGACCAAACUACUACUUCUCUUGGAAAAUGCUACUUUGCUGAGUUUUACUUUGCCAGCCAGGGCUGUCAGCGGUAUUUUGUAACCUGCGACUUGAGAUUCAUGGAUUCAGGGCAGCUGCCUUAUUUGAAUUUCACAUCAAGGAUUGAUUAAUUGAAUCAGCGGCCCCACAGAAGACCUGCAUUUGAUAUUUAUUGGGGAUUUAGUGGACUGCAGCAGAGCUUAAUUGGAAGAGAAUCAUCGCCCGGCCACAGAAGCCUGGCUUGAAUGUCUUGUUUUGUGAAGCUUACACCCUGCUGAAGUGUCCUUGGGCAACUUACUGAAUCUGCUGCAGCCCAGAGGGCUCAAUCUCCCUGACGGGAAGGAGCACAGAAAGAGCUGCCUUACAGGGAUCGUUACAUAUCGCAUUGCACAAUGGUAAAGGAAUUUUGUGCGACUAAAGUUCAUAACAUAAACUGGGACGGAUUGAUGACUGAAACCUGGACCCUAAGCCACUUCCACAAGUCUUGAACUAACAUUAUGUUUUAGCAAGACGUAGAAGAGGAAGUCACAGUCCUGUGAUCAGUAACUCGGAUUCCUGAUACUGCACAUUUGUUUUUUGUGAAUUCAGUUGUUUUAGUAUGGGAGAAGAGCGAAAGAAAGCCUGUCCUUUAUUGAUUUGGAUCAUUUCUGCAUGCUGGACCAUUGUGAGAAGCUGAGUCAGACCUUUAUCUCAGUAUUGUUUAAGGUAAAACAUUUUGAGCAUCUCUAUCACCUGGAUUUGGAGCCGGAUGAUCGAUGUCUGCAUCUAUCGUGGAGUGACGCAGAAGUGGAGUGGAUGCUAGAGAGUUGUCAGUUACGGACUGGUGUUCUCUCAACCUCUUGUGGGUUUACUUGCUGUGUCACCACAUUUUAAAGUACAAAGAAUAUUUGACAUCCUCUGUUUCCUCUCACUGGGCUGUCUGCUUUACCGGAAUUACAUCCCUGCGGGAAACUGUCUUUGAUUGAUUUUUCUUUUUUCUCUAUUGCAUUUCCUGUGGCUGUCUCGUGGCUAAAAGUUACAAAUGGAUAGUACCACCCCUGUAACCAUGCUGUGACAGCCCUGGUACCAGCACACCAAGUCUCACUUUCAAGCUUUUUUGGGAAUAUUUUUGGAUAUCUCAUUUUGCACAUCGCUAGUUUAUUUAAAUUCGAAAAACUAGGAAUUUUCCCUGGUUGCAAACAAGCCACAUCAGCAGCCAGUCUUGCGCUUUAUGCUGUAUCCGGGGUCCAAGAGUUUUGUCUGGAGACCCGUGGCUAGAUCUGGAACUGUCCCAUCGCAGCACAAAUGGAAAACAGCGGCUGUAUCCCUCUCUGCUGGAGCAAGGGGGCUUGCAUCUAUGCACAGCACCCCCUACCAAAAUAUGACGGCCAGUUAGCCCCAGCAGGAGCAUUUGAGUCAGGCAUGGCGUCGUCUUCCUACCUGGAGCCCAACCUCAAUCACUCGGCAGCGGGUGGUUGUGGGGUGAAAUCCCGGUCCGGGAUGCCUGGCGUUGGUACCAGCAGCUCUGCCGGUGGCCUCGAGCGCCCCCCUGGCUCCAUGGACCGGGUGCUCAAGAUCUUCCAUUACUUUGAGACAAAUAGUGAACCAAGUAGUUGGGCUAGUAAUAUCAGGCAUGGAGAUGCCACAGAUGUCAGGGGUGUUAUCCAGAAGAUAGCAGAGAUCCACAAAUUGCGCUGUGUGUCCUCUCUGGGUCUCCGUCUCACCCAUCUGCACUCUGAUGCUCUCCAUUGGUUACACCCAGAUUUGGGCGUGUCUCACGUCCGGGAGAAAUAUGAGAAACAGCACCCCCAGGAGGAGUGGAGGUAUGAGUUGCGGAUACGGUACCUUCCUAAAGGUUACCUUAGCCAUUUCUGUGAAGACAAACCCUCUCUCAACUACCUCUAUCACCAGGUAAAGAGUGAUUAUAUGCAGCAUAUAGCUGAUCGUGUGGAUCAAGAUGUUGCCUUGAAACUGGGAUGUUUGGAAAUUAGGAGGUUCUUCAGAGAGAUGCCAGGCAACGCCUUGGAUAAGAAAUCAAACUAUGAACUACUAGAGAAAGAUGUUGGUUUGAGAAGGUUCUUCCCCAAAAGCCUGCUGGACUCUCUCAAGGCGAAGACUCUCCGUAAGCAGAUCCAGCAAACCUUCAAGCAGUUCGCCAACUUCAACGAUGAGCAGAGCAUCCACAAGUUCUUUGAGAUACUCUCGCCCAUCUACCGCUUCGACAAGGAGUGCUUCAAAUGUGCUUUAGGGUCUAGUUGGGUAAUAUCAGUAGAGUUAGCUAUCGGACCAGAGGAAGGAAUCAGCUACCUCACAGAUAAGGGCUCAAUGCCCACACACUUAGCUAACUUCACCCAGGUUCAGUCAAUCCAGUACUCUUCCUUGGAAGAGAAGGACAGGAAAGGCAUGCUGCAGCUCAACGUAGCGGGAGCUCCAGAGCCUCUCACAGUCACGACGGCAUUGCUGACUACAGCAGAAAACAUGGCUGACUUGAUUGACGGAUACUGUCGGCUUGUCUCCUCAGCUACUCACUCCUUCAUCGUCAGAGUCCACAAAGAGGGGGACAGAGCUCUGCCUUCUAUACCCAAAGUUUCAAAUCAUGAGAGGCGAAUGGAAAAGCGGAUGGAAGGAGUACGGACCAGAGCUGUUUGCGUCUCAGGUCAAACUAGUGGCGAUGAAACGGACGACUAUGCUGAGAUCAUAGACGAGGAGGACACCUACACCAUGCCUUCAAAAUACUAUGGACUAGAUCAAGCACGGGACUAUGAGAUUCAGCGGGAUCGUAUUGAGCUGGGACGCUGCAUAGGUGAAGGUCAGUUUGGAGACGUCCACCAGGGAGUCUACAUCAGCCCGGAGAACCCGGCUCUUUCUGUGGCAGUGAAGACGUGUAAGAACUCAACCUCAGACAGCGUCAGGGAAAAGUUUCUCCAAGAAGCACUGACCAUGCGUCAGUUUGAUCAUCCGAACAUUGUGAAGCUGAUGGGAGUAAUCACAGAAAAUCCAGUUUGGAUCAUCAUGGAGCUCUGUACACUCGGAGAGUUGCGCUCAUUUCUCCAGGUGAGGAAGUACAGUUUAGACCUGGCCACUCUCAUCCUUUACUCCCACCAGCUCAGCACAGCGCUGGCCUAUCUGGAGAGCAAACGCUUUGUACACAGGGACAUUGCAGCCCGGAACGUGUUGGUGUCUACAGUCGACUGUGUGAAGCUGGGAGACUUUGGUCUGUCGCGAUACAUGGAAGAUAGCUCUUAUUACAAAGCAUCUAAAGGUAAACUGCCCAUUAAAUGGAUGGCUCCAGAAUCUAUUAACUUCAGACGCUUUACCACAGCCAGCGACGUCUGGAUGUUUGGCGUCUGUAUGUGGGAGAUUCUAAUGUACGGCAUAAAGCCUUUCCAGGGUGUGAAGAACAACGACGUCAUUGGCAGGAUAGAGAACGGCGAGCGGCUAGCGAUGCCCCCUCAGUGCCCUCCUACUCUGUACAGCUUGAUGACAAAGUGCUGGUCUUAUGAUCCGAGCAAGAGGCCGCGCUUCACUGAACUCAAAACACAACUCAGCACUAUCCUAGAGGAGGAGAAGCUCCAGCAGAAGGAGAGGAACAGGAUGGAGAUGAGGAGACAAGUCACUGUGUCUUGGGACUCGGGAGGGUCUGAGGAAGCACCACCAAAGCCCAGCCGUCGUCCCUCCCUGCAGCCGACCUUCAGUCUGGAUUGUCUUUCUGCUCCUUCUUCUCACCACCAUUGCCAUCAAAACCAGCACUUUGCCUCCCAGCUUUCCCUUUACCAUGGAAACCCUGAUUCUUUAUCUACCUACGCCUCCUCUCACUCACCCGCUCCUCCACUCUACCCCUCCUCUUUGCAAUUUCCCCAUCACUUUUCCUCUUCUCCUAAUCCACAGUUUAUACCGGCUCCCCUUCAAAACACCACUCAGUACAAUCGCUCUUUCUCUCCACACCACACUAGAUUGAAUCCCGAAUCCAAAGCUUGUCCGAGCUCGUUGCAACAGUUUCAAACAAACCACUGUUCUCUACCUCGCGCAAAUUCAGAGAGCAUGUCCAACGGCAGCUGCCCCCACAAGAUAAACCCCUCUUCUAACAGCCACCUGCUCGGUUCGUCUCAGCCAGCGUCAAACAUCUCCCACUCCCAUCCCAGGAACUUCUCUCCGCUCCUCUCCCUCUCCAGUCCUAACAUUAACUCUCUGCCCCGCAGGUUGUCAGAUGUUUGUCCCCUCACCCUCCAAAACAACCAUCCCAAGUCAAACUCUAAUCUUAAAACCCCGCUGCCACCCAGCUUUCACCACGGCUGCCAAACUAAUCCCAGAACCUCACUCCAACCUGACUCUGACCCCCAGGCCCAACACCAUGCGGUGCAGUCAUGUGGGAGGCCCCCGCUGGUCUCCGCUGCUCCCCUCACUCCCUAUACUCUACCCUCCACUAACCUUCAUCCACCCAGUAGAAAACCAAGUCCCGCUGUAACUGCCCACAUGCCAUUUUCCAUCCCCUGCUCUGAAAGACCCAUGUCCAUAUCUCUGAAGCCGAGUAGACCAGGCUACCCCAGUCCUCGCUCAAGUGAAGGUUUUUACCCCAGUCCCCAGCAUCCUGGACACUACCAGAUGGCGGGGUACCCUGGCCCUCACACGCUUCCCUCCGUGCCCAGCGCCCUGUACCCGCCACAGGCAGCCAUGCUGGACACGCACCACGCGCACACGCACCCUCGCCACCACGUCCACACACACUCGCACGCGCAACUCCUUCCCCAGCCCCAUGGACAGGACAUGGCACUGUGGGGCUCUGCAAUGGAGGACAGGGCAGUAGACAUGCAGCAGUGUGUAGGCCAGCAGUGCCUGUUAAUGGAGGAACAGCUGAUGAUACAACAACAGCAGAUGGAGGAGGAUCAGAGGUGGCUGGAACAGGAGGAAAUGCUGCUGAAACCAGACGCCAGAACUUCUCGAGGGAGUCUGGACAGAGAGGAUGGUGGACUCCAACCUCCAACGGGAAACCAGCACAUAUACCAGCCCGUUGGCAAAGCAGAGCAUGCAGCUCCUCCAAAGAAACCCCCUCGACCUGGAGCCCAAAGCCAAGUGGGCAGUCUGGCCUGUCCAAAUACUGGAGACAGUUACAAUGAUGGAGUUAAGCCCUGGCGGCUGCAGCCCCACGAGAUAAGCCCGCCCCCCACCGCCAACCUGGACCGCUCCAACGACAAGGUGUACGAGAACGUGACGGGCCUGGUCAAAGCCGUGAUCGAGAUGUCAAGCAAGAUUCAGCCGGCUCCUCCAGAGGAAUACGUUCCUAUGGUCAAGGAUGUGGGGCUGGCAUUGAGGACGUUAUUGGCCACAGUGGACGAGACUUUACCACAACUUCCAGCCAGUACACACAGAGAGAUCGAGAUGGCUCAGAAACUGUUGAACUCUGACUUGGCUGAGCUGAUCGGGAAGAUGAAGUUAGCCCAACAGUAUGUGAUGACCAGUCUCCAGCAGGACUAUAAGAAACAGAUGUUGACGGCGGCUCACGCUCUCGCAGUCGACGCCAAGAACCUGCUGGAUGUCAUUGACCAAUCCCGGCUCAAGAUGAUGGCCCAGUCCCGCCCACACUAGCCCGGCCAACAGGAGCUGGUCUGCUGUUUGAGGGACAGCAUGGUGACGGUUCCUGUCGGCGGUGGAGAAUAAAAGACUCCUGAGUCGUGACUCCUGAUAUGUGAGAAACAGUGGCUCUGUUCAUUACAUGUUGAACCCUGCUUAAACCGAGGUCGUCCGUUCAUCUGGGAUUAAACUAUCCACCACUGUGACUUUCUUAGUACAAGAACAGAGCAAAAAAAAAACCUCUUCCUGAAUCAGGGACUUAACAGCUUCGCUCUCUUUGGACAUAUAUUUAAACUGAGCCGGAUUCCCGAGGGGGCAGAAGCUCCAUCGUGGGGCGACUGGAUCUGGAUUUGAUGACAUCAGAUAGAUCAGUCUUGGUGGAAUCCAACAAUAAGCAGAGCCAUCAGAUCGGACUGCCUCUGGUCGGCACUGUAUCUGCGUGGGAAUAGGCUUCAGACAUCAGCCAGCAGCCAUGAUGACGUCACGUGUUCUGACCCGUGGAUGUGAACCUCCAGCUCAGUUAAAGAAAUACCUCCACAUCUCCAUGGAUGCUCAUCAACUUUCUGUUCAGCUCUGGUUGUGCACGGUGCUUUUUUCCGAUGGACGCUCCAACAGGAAAACUCCCAGUAAAGAGACAGUCUCGGUUUGGUCAGGAGCUACAGCCUCACACCCUCCUCUCUCUUCGCUCCUCCACUCCCGUCUUCCCUCUGUCUCACCAGCUUUUAUUUAUAGACUCAGAAAUUGCUGAGGAGGAGACAGAGGGAGAGGCAGGAAGAGUCGGUUAAAAGCUGAGGACGGUGCAGCGCCAGUCUACUCCCUGAAGAAAGAAGCCACUUAUCCUCCUCUCUCCCUCUAUUUCAUUCACUUUCCAUCCUCACUGCUCCGCUCCCUCAGUCUUCCUCAGCUCAUAUCUGAGCAGAUUUUUAAGACUCCAAAUGUGAAGAAUCAAACUCCCUACUCGCACUCAGUUUGGUCUGCUCUUUUUAUCGGCUGCCUCCAUGACUUUGUGUUGUUUUCAGCGGUCACAGUCUUCUUCCUCGACACUGAAAACAGUUUAGGACUUGGAAUAAAAGCAGAUAUUCAAUCCCAGCAUGGAAAGAAAAAACAAACAAUAUGUGGAUUUUGAGGAGUCGGUCUGUGUGACUGGAUACUUUCAGAUGUGUUUCGUCUUCACCUGGUGUCACACCUUUAACAGCCCCGUUUCCACCAGGAACUUUCCUGCAAACAAACCUCACACCUGGAACCUUUGUGCUUUGUGCUUUGAGUCCCAGUUUCUGUCAGGUGUAACACUUUAAUAAUGUCCCUCCCAAACAACAGUCCCCAGGGAAAUAAACACACAUGAAAUGUGGAGCCACAUGAGUGGAACUCGUCUCGCAGACACAAAACACUGAACUGAAAAUACAGCAGAUCCCACGUCUCUUUGUUAAUACUAACCCCACAUGGAAUAUGACAUACUGCUAUAUGAAAUAUACUGGGGACUGUACUAGUGUAGCAUGGUAUACUGGUAUGGAGAAGAGCAUAUUUGCACAGCAAACAGCUAAUUUUCUGGCCCUUCUUUACACCCAGAUUUGAUUCAAUGUUUAGCCAGCAAUGAAACUAUCAAAUAUGUGGGUGUUAUAGGGUUAAAAAUUAAAAAAAAGAAAAAACACAAUCUAUUUUAUGUUGUUGCGUAAAUCUGCUCAUGUUGGUAUAUUGUAAACUAUACUGGCGUGUAUCACUGGUGAAUUGUACAGAACUCGUACUAGUAAACACUGGUUUUUAUUUUGUCUGCUGGGCUCAAUCAGCCAUCUUGUCAAAUAGGAGGAAAAAACAAUGAAAUAAAAUAAUGAUGAAAUGGAAA
Molecule: messenger RNA, 8055 nt
Organism: Hippoglossus stenolepis (Pacific halibut)
Lineage: Eukaryota; Metazoa; Chordata; Actinopteri; Pleuronectiformes; Pleuronectidae
Product: focal adhesion kinase 1
Exons: 36
Coding region: 1953-6230 (1425 amino acids)
Biological process (GO): protein phosphorylation; signal complex assembly
Cellular component (GO): focal adhesion; cytoskeleton
Molecular function (GO): ATP binding; protein tyrosine kinase activity
Source: RefSeq, a predicted model, not a curated record